Molecule: messenger RNA, 5115 nt
Organism: Mytilus trossulus (common blue mussel)
Lineage: Eukaryota; Metazoa; Mollusca; Bivalvia; Mytilida; Mytilidae
Exons: 1
Coding region: 1-5115 (1704 amino acids)
Biological process (GO): DNA integration
Molecular function (GO): nucleic acid binding
Source: RefSeq, a predicted model, not a curated record
AUGGAAACAAAGAUUCGCCACAUACAUAAGUUCAUACAAAAUGUCCAAACACCACAGUCCCGUCAUAUUGAUUCACAUACAACAACCCACACUUUAAAUCCAGAAACUAUACUGUUUGUACCAACACACAACAUAGCCAACCCACACAACGCACAGUCGUUUGAGAACCCGUCUGUACAAGCCAGUCAUACGUUCAACACACAGCAAAGCACAUUUUCGUCAGCUAGUAGUCACCGCCUACCCAAACUUUCGCUUCCAAUAUUCUCAGGGAACAUCUUAGAAUGGCAAACUUUCUGGGACUCAUAUGAGUCGGCCGUACACCUUAACUUGUCACUUACAAAUGUACAAAAAUUCAAUUUCUUGAAAGCACAGCUAGAAUAUGAAGCACUUGAUUCUAUAGCGGGGUUCGCACUUACAAAUGUAAACUACGAUGAAGCCGUAAAUCUAUUAAAAGAGAGGUUCGGUCAACAAGACAAAAUCAUAAAUGCAUACAUGCAGGCAUUAUUAGAAAUCCCUUCGCCUAGAAAUCAGAUAACAAGCUUACGAAGCUUUUACGAUAAAAUGGAAAGUUACGUCAGGGGAUUAGAAGCUUUAGGUCAGACACAAGAAACAUACGGCACUCUACUUGUUCCAAUUAUUAUGAAGAAAUUACCCGGGGAAGUCAGACAACAUCUCGCGCAAGAACACAGAAUACAAACUUGGGUAUUACGGGACCUCCGUAGGAGCAUUUUAGAUGAGAUUAAUAUAAUGGACGCAGGACAAGAGUUAGAGUCGACAAACCAUUUGCCCACAACAUCGUCUUUCUUUGCCGGAGCGAAAUCGGCAAAGUCCAAAUCUGUCAAGAAUAUUGAGACAAGACCUUGUGUGUUUUGUCAUGAAAUACACGCACCUACCCAGUGCAGUAAAAUAACCGACACAGAAUCACGUAUGAUAAUAGUAAAACGUGAAAAGUUAUGCUUUAACUGCCUUGGUAAACACAGAAUAAAUGAUUGUAAAUCUAAACACACAUGUAGAAAUUGUAAUAAGAAACACCAUACAAGCUUGUGUAAAUCACGUCCAACAAACAACAUAAAACCAGUGAAUGAGGUAAACCAUAGAAACGGGAGUAGUAACUCAGCAAAUACGAACUUCCACGCGAAUUAUAACCAGAGCAGCAACCCGUCAAACCCGCCAUCGACAAACGUUCAACUCGUUAAUGAACUUCAUGAUACAGAAGAAGAUACUACCAUUUUGUAUUCUCAAUCGACAGAAUCGCGAUCAAAUGUACUUUUGAAAACCGCCGUAUCUCAAGUAGGCUCAAAUCAGCACUUUAUCGAAACGAAUAUUCUAUUUGACGAAGGAGCUCAAAGAUCGUUUUUGACGCAGAACUUAGCGAAUAAACUCAAUUUACAGAUAGAAGGAACAGAGAUAAUACAUUUAUCGGCAUUUGGAGGUGAAGAGAAAAACACGAGACACUUAGAAAAGACAACAAUCUAUCUGAAAACCGAUGCCGGACACGUAUUGCCAAUCAAAGUACUGAUAGUACCGAUGAUCGCCACGCCUCUACAGAAUCACAUACGUAAUAUUGAUACACAGAACGGUUAUUUACGUGGUUUGAAGUUACCACACACGAUGACACAGCAAGAUUCGUUUGAUAUAUCCUUGCUUGUAGGUGCAGAUCACUACUGGGACAUUGUAGAAGACCAUAUUGUACGGGGAAUCGGUCCGACCGCCGUGAAAUCCAAGAUCGGAUAUUUGCUUUCGGGACCUACAUACAGUAAGAAAACUAACACAUCGAAAACUAACAUGUUUAAUGUUUUAAUAUCACACAAAGAUGAAGAAUACAAUUUAGAGAGAUUUUGGAAUUUAGAAUCAAUAGGUAUAAAUAGUAAGGAGUUAGACGAAGACGACGAGACCACCUACAUAACAGCAUAUCAGGACAGAUCAAUUGAAUUCAGAGAAAAUAAGUAUUUCGCUAGGUUACCAUGGAAACAGGACCAUGAUGAAUUGCCUACAAAUUUAGCAGUCACGAAGAGAAGGACAGAAAACGUCAUUAAAAGACUUACCCAAAACCCUGAUAUGUUAAAGAAGUACGGGAACAUUAUACAAGAACAGGAACGAAGGGGGUUCAUAGAGAGAGUGGAUGAAACAGCUGAAACUCAAGGAAUAAUACACUAUAUUCCUCAUCAUCCAGUACAGAAGGAAUCAAGCACUACGCCUAUCCGAAUCGUUUAUGACUGCAGUUGCCACCAGUCGCCUAAUUCGCCUAGUUUGAAUGACUGCCUCUUGGACACACCGCCGAAACUAAACGACCUGACAAAAAUUCUGAUGAGAUUUAGAGCCAACCCUGUCGCCAUAACAACGGAUAUUGAAAAGGCCUUUUUACAUGUUGGCUUAAACGAAGAUGACCAAGACGCUACACGUUUCUUGUGGCUCAGUAACCCAUCAGACCCUACAAGUAAUCUACAGACUUACAGGUUCAAAUCCGUCCUUUUCGGAGCAACUUGUUCGCCGUUUAUGCUUAACGCCACAAUACUGAAACAUUUACAUCGUUACAACAGUACAACAGCUACAUUGAUGGAAAGAGACUUGUACGUGGACAACAUUCUGACAAGUUUACAGAACGAGGAUGACGCUAAUACAUAUUAUAAGGAAGCAAGAACAAUGAUGAAGGAAGCUGGAUUCAACCUACGAUCGUGGACAUCGAACAGUGAAAAUAUACGCACGCUAGCCAAGACGGAAAAUGUACUAGAUAAGGACAUCAACACAAAAGUACUUGGUAUGUUAUGGAAUAGCAAAUCCGAUGAUCUGAUGUACCAGAAAUGUGAGAUUCAACUACGAGACAUUGUAACAAAAAGGGAGAUUUUGAAACAUUCUUCCAAAAUAUACGAUCCACUUGGAAUACUCAGCCCCGUCACAAUACGAGCAAAGAUGCUCAUACAGGAUCUAUGGAAAAGUAAACUUGAUUGGGAUGAACCAGUUAUGGAAAACUUUAAGGCUACUUGGAUUAAUGUGGCAAGCGACUUAGAGAAAGCGACACAAAUCGUAUUUCCCAGAUAUUAUUUCUCCAGUAAUUCUACUUCGACACAAUUUGAACUAAACGUAUUUUGCGAUGCGAGUCCAAAAGCGUAUGGAGCGACUGCAUAUCUGAACAACGGUACCGAAACUACGUUAGUGAUGGCGAAAAGCAGAGUAGCGCCAGUGAAAAACCUAACAUUACCGCAAUUAGAACUUAUGGCCGCAGUUAUUGGAACUAGACUAGCGUCACAUGUAAAAUCGACUUUUGAAUGUAAAAACAUGGUUUUCUGGUCGGAUAGCUGCAUAGUAUUACACUGGAUAAAAUCAUCGAAACCGUUAAAACGAUUUAUUGCAAAUCGAGUGGGAGAAAUUACAGAGUCUACAAAUCAACAUGAAUGGAGAUACUGUCUUACAGAAUACAAUCCAGCAGAUCUCUUAACACGAGGAAUUGACGCCGAUCAAUACAUCAAUAGUGUCAUUUGGAAAAAAGGACCAAAUUGGUUAACGACUCGAACAAAAUGGCCAGAAUUAACUCCUACAAGUAAAACAGUAUUGACAAUUACAGGAGAAAACGACGACGAGGAAUUUCAAAACAAUGACGUUCAUACUGACUACUAUGGUAUAAGUAACAUUAUAGACAUUUCGAAAUAUGGGACUUUCAGGAAAUUGAUUCGAGUAACCGCUUACGUUCAGCGGUUCAUAUCUAAUUGCCGAUAUACCAAACAUCUGAGAAAAAGUGGAGUCUUAACGACAAAUGAUAUUAAUAUCGCGGUGCGUUCAUGGAUAUUAGAUUGCCAAAAAUCUUCAUAUUCCGCCGAAAUAAAAAGUUUACAGGACACACGAAAUAAAAACACAAUGAAAUAUCCAAGAAUAAGACAACUAGGACUCUUCAUAGAUGACGAUGGCCUUGUGAGAUGCAACGGUAGGAUUCACAAUGCACCGAUUCCAGAGAAUACUAAAUUUCCAUAUCUUAUACCUGCAAAUCAACCACUUACCAAACUGAUAGUGAUAGACGCACACGAACGUUCACUCCAUUCUGGACUAAAUGCUACCCUAACUUAUGUACGACAAUCGUAUUGGGUACCGACACUCCGACAAUUUGUUAAGAAGUUAUUAAACAAAUGUGUAAUUUGCCGCAAAGUUAUGGGAAAAUCUUACAACAAACCGGAUCCGCCACCCCUACCGAAAAUAAGAGUACAGGAAGCUUCGCCAUUUACCGUCACAGGAGUCGAUUAUACAGGUGCUUUAUACGUAAAGGACUCAGAAAGAACUUUAAAGAAAGCAUAUAUAUGUUUAUUUACAUGCGCAUCGACAAGAGCAGUUCACCUAGAAGUAGUUCCAAACUUGAGCGAACAUUCAUUUAUUCAGGCAUUUCGGCGCUUUGUUAGCCGUAAAUCUUUGCCUAAGAUUCUAGUAUCUGACAAUGCAACUACAUUCAUUGCAGGAUCUGCAGAAAUAAAAAGAUUAUGUGAAUCGGAUAUAGUAAAAAAUACUUUAUCAACACACGGUGUCGAGUGGAGAUUUAUACCGAAACGUGCACCUUGGUAUGGUGGAUUUUGGGAGCGCUUGAUUGCUCUGACGAAGACAAGUUUGAAGAAAGUGCUUGGACGAUCCCAAGUAAACAUGGAAACAUUACAAACAGUUGUUACGGAAAUAGAAACUAUCUUAAAUGACAGACCGCUAACAUAUCCAUCAUCCGAUAUCAAAGACUGUGAAGCUUUAACGCCGUCUCAUCUAUUAUAUGGAAGGCGGAUUUCAACAUUACCGUACCCGCAAUCAGAAAUUGAUAAUUUCCUAGACCCGACUUACAUGGGACAUAAAGAUCUUAAUAAAAGUGUACACAGACAAACGCAAUUGAUUCAACAUUUCUGGAAAAGAUGGAAAUCCGAAUACCUUACAUCUUUACGUGAAUUUCAUAGGACAAUCGGAAAAAAUGAACAAUUAAUAAAUAAAGGAGACAUCGUACAAAUUCACAACGAAUGUCCGAGGAUAAACUGGAAAAUUGGGAUCGUAACCGAACUUGCGAGAGGUAAUGAUGGACUUGUAAGAUCAGCACGAAUAAGGACCAGCACGGGAGAAACUACAAGACCAAUCGCCAAAUUAUAUCCUUGGAAGUAA